This is a messenger RNA of Cetraspora pellucida, 611 nucleotides long. The record is from the annotation of a GenBank genome assembly. Lineage: Eukaryota; Fungi; Glomeromycota; Glomeromycetes; Diversisporales; Gigasporaceae.
UUUUAAAUUAUGCAAAUGAACAAGCUGGUAAUGUUGUAAUUCUAGCUUAUACAGUAUUUGAUAAUGAUUGGUCUUAUGCUGAUAGAAGACCAACAGAUUAUUUAUCCAAUACAUCAAAUGCUAAUGCAAAUAAUACUAUAGUUAAACAGCAAGUACUUUUUGGUUCAACUAUUCAAGAAAGUAAUUCAGUUAAUAAAUUAGCUAGACUUACUAAUGAAUUAUUUCUGAAACUUGAAAAAAUUGAAAGAUUUAUAAUAGAACAAUUAUCUAAAGCUUACUUGUAUUCAAACUCAGAUUCAAUCUCUUUAAAAAAAGCUUAUAGAAAGAAUAAUUACUCAGAUAUGACUGAAACUAAAAUUACUAAAAAAGUUUCAGAAUUUAUUCCUAUUUCAAAGCCUGAUUUAUCCCUAAAACCAGUAAUAAAAAAGAAUAAAGUUGACUUUGAUGAAGAAUUAGCUAAUUAUUGCAAAAAGUCUAAAAAGAGUAAGGUUAAUCUCAUUAUUGUAGAUUCAGAUUCAGAUUCAGAUACUUCAUUUAAUGCUUCUUUUAAUAAUAGCUUUGACUCUAAUACAAGUUCAGAAGAUUCUUCUGAUUCUGGAGAUAAUAUUACU